Messenger RNA from Blepharisma stoltei, 498 nucleotides. Lineage: Eukaryota; Ciliophora; Heterotrichea; Heterotrichida; Blepharismidae. The record is from the annotation of a GenBank genome assembly.
AUGGAACUUUGCCAAAGUGAAAUGUUUUUAAUUAACAAAAACCAAGCGAUAAUUUUUGAAAGUAACCACAGGUUAAAAUUGCCUGAACAUCAGCUAUUUUUAACUAUACCUGAUAAUGAAUUGUCAAUUGAAGAAUGGCUUAAUCAGCUUAAAAAUGAAAAUAAAUUAUUUAGUGGAGAUAAUAAUCUAUUCUGUGAAACUUGUGGGCAGAGAUCUGAUUCAGAGAUGGUGACAGAAAGCAUUGAGCCUCAUGAAAUUUUAGCAUUUUAUAAUGCUAAAAGUAAAAACCCGAUUGAAAAUAUUCCUGAUGUUGUAUCCUUAGGGAAAAAUCAUUAUGAAAUAUUUGGAAUAAUUUGGUACAAUAGAAGCCACUACAUAGCUUAUACAAGAGAAGAGGGAAUUUGAAAUGAGUAUAAUGAUAACUAUGUCACAACAGAUAAGCAUCCAAAUCCAAAAAAUAUCUAUAUGCUUUUUUAUAAAAAAGUUAUAAUUAAUUAG